GCCACCCUAUUCUCUCUCUUUCCUUUUCCACUGGCACUUCUCUCCCUGUGUGUGUGUGUGUUAGUACUGAGUACAUACAAUACAAAUACUGCGAAACUUUGCUUUCUUCAUUUUAAUGGCGUGACUUGAACACAACACUGUCCUUUUCUUAUUCCUCCCCACUCACUACCAAAUAUCCAUCUGUUCUUCAAAUACUCAAAACCCCAAAUACAGAAACAAAAUCUUCUCUAAUUCCCAAUGCAAACUUUAUUAAUUUCCACCAACCUUAAAAACCAAAAAUUCUCCUCGUAUUGUAUUAAUCUAAUAUCCAUCCAUAUAUAUUUCUGUUUCUUAGUAUAGUUGUUACACGUAACGUGUGUGUGUGUAUUUAUAUCUGUUUGCUAUAUAGAGUUCUUACACGAGGUUUGUAUUGUGUGAUGUAUAGAGGUGACGAAAAGGGAAAAAUGAAGGGUGCUGAAGAAAUGCUGAGGAUGAUGAUGAUUAAGGAAAACGUUUCAUAUUUGCAUCAAAAUCAUCAAUAUGAUCAUCAAACAAUGAUGGGGUUUUCGCCGUCGGGUUCAAGUUCUUCGUUUUCUGGUACCGGGUUUGGUUUAUAUGGUGAUGAUUCAGUGGAUUCUUGGAAUGUAUUUGAUCAUCAGAAUAUUAAUCAAGGAGAAGGAGGAGUAGUUGAUAUUACUAAUACUACUUCUGGUUGGUCUAACAUGCUUUUUCACGAACAGAAUUUUGAUAAGCAUGUUGACAUAGGCGAUCUGUCUAAGAGAUUUAAUUAUGGGGUGAACAUCAAUGGAACAGGAAAUUUUGGUCAUGAUCUUUGUGAUUUUCAAAAGUCAGGAGAAUUAUUAGGUGGACAGAAAAAUUAUUUGUAUGAUUCAAUGGGGUCUUUUUGUAGUAGUAACAAACUUCCUGUUAAUCCUCUGUACAAUGACCUCUGUUUUCAAAAAGAGCAAAUUGAUUAUACUAACUUGUGUAACAUGAAUAGGCCUAGUAGUAAUGUGAGUCUUGGAUACUCAGAGCAGUGUGGAUUUAAUGAUGUUGGUGUUGAUAGUAGUUUGUUUAGUUCAUUGCAUGGCAUAAACCCAAGCAGGAUGGGAUUAAAUUCCGAAUGUGAUUGUUCCAUUUUAAAGCAGCAAAGGGCUAAAUCAAUACCUACUACUAACAUAGUGAAUCACCCUCUUUCCCCAUUGCCAUAUUCAAGAAGCCAUGAGAGUGAAGAUAGCUUCAUUAUUCAAGGGGAAUGUUUAAAAUAUGCUUCUGAACAGAGAAGUUUAAAGGGUCACAAGAAAAAAUCGCGGAAUGAGAUUAAAAUGGAAAGGUUGCAAGAGAAGAAACCAGCAAGAAAUAGCAGCUUAUUGCAUAAUGGUUUAGGGGACACAGAAUUCCAAGUAAGAGGAGUUAGUAAAAAUGGUUUGGCCUCAAGGGAUGAUGCUAGUCUUACGCGUUCGGAACCAAACUAUGUGUAUUUGGCAGCUAAAGAUCAGCUGGGGUGUAGGUAUUUACAGAGGAUAUUUGAUGAAGGGACCUCAGAAGAUGUUCAGAUAAUAUUCAAUGGCAUCAUUCAUAAUAUCUUUGAGCUAAUGAAGGAUCCAUUCGGGAACUAUCUCGUGCAGAAAUUAUUGACUGUUUGUAGUGAUGAGCAAAGAAUGCAGUUUGUGCUUAUGGUGACUGAUAAUCCAGGAGAGCUUGUGAAAACAUCCAGGACAACGCACGGGACCCGUGUUGUGCAAAAGUUAAUUGAGACAAUGAAGACCAGGCUGGAAAUUUCAUUAGUUAUAAGGGCACUUCAACCUGGUAUUCUUAAUCUCAUGAUGGAUGUAAAUGGAAAUCAUGUGGUUCAGCGUUGCUUGCAUUGUUUAAGCAAGGAUCAUAACAAGCUUAUUUUUGAUGUUGCGGCUAAACAUUGUAUUGAUAUUGCAACACAUCGUUAUGGAUGCUGUGUGCUGAACAAAUGCAUCACUUAUUCAACUGGCAAGCAGCGCGAGAAGUUGCUUGUUGGGAUUUGUUCUAAUGGGCUUAAGCUUGCUCAAGAUCCUUUUGGGAAUUAUGUUGUUCAAUUCAUAAUAGAGUUAAAGAUAGCCUCUGCUGCAGCCAUGUUGCUCUCUCAGUUUGAUGGCCAUUAUGUAUACCUCUCAAGGCAAAAGUUUGGCAGUCAUGUUGUUGAAAAGUUCCUCAAGUGUGUUGAAGAAAGUAGGUCGAGAAUCAUCAAUGAGUUAGUCUCAGAGCCUCAUUUUGAUCAGUUGCUGCAAGAUCCUUUCGCUAACUAUGUGAUUCAGUCUGCACUUGGCGUUACUAAGGGAUCCGUUCGAGCUUUGCUGCUUCAAGCUGUGAGGCCUCACAUGCUUCUCCUGCGCACGAGUCCAUACUGCAAGAAGAUCUUCUCUCGGCGACUAUUAAAAAAGUAAUGCUCCAAGCGACAGUAAAAUGUUGUUGUUCUCUUACUAUUUAUUACCUUCUCUAUUUAGGUACUAGAUGUGGAAUGUAUCUUAUCUAUGAUCCUAUUAAGGUGAUCACUAGCAUAUCAGACUGUUGUAUGUCAU
Molecule: messenger RNA, 2534 nt
Organism: Nicotiana attenuata
Lineage: Eukaryota; Viridiplantae; Streptophyta; Magnoliopsida; Solanales; Solanaceae
Product: pumilio homolog 9-like
Exons: 5
Coding region: 417-2399 (660 amino acids)
Biological process (GO): post-transcriptional regulation of gene expression
Cellular component (GO): cytoplasm
Molecular function (GO): mRNA binding
Source: RefSeq, a predicted model, not a curated record